CGAGGACUGAGGAGGACGGCUCAACCUCCUGUUUGCUUAGCCAAAGUGGGAAGGCCCGUACCCCCUACCAUAUAGGGUUUCUGGCGAGGACGAAGCGAGAGGACAUCUCCCCAGAGGGCGACGCUGACCCAGAUGGUGGCCUUGACCUGGAGGAAUUUUCACGCUAUCUGCAGGAACGAGAACAGCGCCUUCUCCUCAUGUUCCACAGCCUUGACCGGAAUCAGGACGGUCAUAUCGAUGUCUCUGAGAUCCAGCAGAGUUUUCGAGCUCUGGGCAUUUCCAUCUCGAUGGAGCAGGCGGAGAAAAUUCUGCACAGCAUGGACCGCGACGGCACGAUGACCAUCGACUGGCAGGAAUGGCGUGACCACUUCCUCUUGCAUUCGCUGGAGAACGUGGAGGACGUGCUCUAUUUCUGGAAACAUUCCACGGUCCUGGACAUUGGCGAAUGUCUGACGGUACCAGAUGAGUUCUCGAAGCAGGAGAAACUGACUGGCAUGUGGUGGAAGCAGCUGGUGGCUGGCGCAGUGGCAGGUGCCGUGUCACGGACAGGCACAGCCCCUCUAGACCGUCUCAAGGUCUUCAUGCAGGUCCAUGCCUCAAAGACUAACCGGCUGAACAUCCUGGGGGGUCUACAGAGCAUGGUCCGUGAGGGAGGCAUCCGCUCCCUGUGGCGUGGCAAUGGUAUUAAUGUACUUAAGAUUGCACCUGAGUCCGCUAUCAAGUUCAUGGCUUAUGAACAGAUCAAACGGGCUAUCCUAGGGCAGCAGGAGACGCUGCACGUGCAGGAGCGCUUUGUGGCUGGCUCCCUGGCCGGUGCCACAGCCCAAACCAUCAUCUACCCCAUGGAGGUGCUGAAGACGCGGCUGACCCUGCGCCGGACAGGCCAGUACAAGGGACUCUUGGACUGCGCCCGACGGAUCCUGGAACGGGAGGGCCCCCGCGCCUUCUACCGCGGUUACCUGCCCAACGUGCUAGGGAUCAUCCCCUAUGCGGGCAUCGACCUGGCUGUCUAUGAGACCCUGAAAAACUGGUGGCUCCAGGAGUACAGCCACAAUUCGGCCGACCCAGGCAUCCUCGUGCUCCUGGCCUGCGGGACCAUCUCCAGCACCUGCGGCCAGAUAGCCAGUUACCCCCUGGCCCUGGUCCGGACCCGCAUGCAGGCCCAAGCCUCCAUCGAGGGUGCCCCCCAGCUGUCCAUGCUGGGUCUGCUACGUCACAUCCUGUCCCAGGAGGGCGUGCGGGGCCUCUACCGGGGCAUCGCCCCCAACUUCAUGAAGGUUAUUCCGGCCGUGAGCAUCUCCUAUGUGGUCUACGAGAACAUGAAGCAGGCCUUGGGGGUCACGUCCAGGUGAGGGACCCGGAGCCCAUCUCCCCAUGCUCCCUCACCCCAAUCAUGACGGCCUCCACAGCUCAGCCGCUGGAGACUGAUGGUCCAACCACGGGAUCCCCACCUUUCAUUCAGCCACCGAUCCCGGUACCCAGAUCCUGGGUCCUAGACCUACAUGCCCCAACCUUUGGGGUCACUGGAUCCCAGGACCCAGAUCCUAGAUCCUAGAUGCCUAUGCCCCUACCAUUGAGUCACUGGAUCCCAGAACCCAGAACCCAGAUCCUAGACUCGUAUGCCCUGACCAUCAGGUCACUGGAUCCCAAUGCCCAGAUCCUAGACCCUUAUGUCCCAGCCAUCGGGUCACUGGAUCGCAGUACCCAGACCCUGGAUCCUAGGCCCAUAUGCCCACCCGUGGGAUCGCAAGAUCCCAGUACCCCAAUUCUAGAUCCCAGAUCUCCAUAACCCCAACUGUGGAUCCCAGCAACUCAAGGCUGAUACCCUAGCCACAAGAUCCAAGACUAUCCACACCCCAGCCCUUAAUCUCUAUCUCCCAAAUCACCGGAUGCUGCAACCUCCCCAUCCCAAAGUCGAUCCCACAUUUUCCUGCCCCCCCCCACCCCGCUGGCUCCUGGACCUCUCUAUGUCUUAAGCACUGGAUCCCGCAAACUCAGUGAAUGGAU
Messenger RNA from Carlito syrichta (Philippine tarsier), 2007 nucleotides. RefSeq names its product solute carrier family 25 member 23 (gene SLC25A23). The coding region runs from base 198 to 1352 and encodes 384 amino acids. Gene Ontology annotation, cellular component: mitochondrial inner membrane. The record is from RefSeq and is a predicted model, not a curated record. Gene Ontology annotation, biological process: transmembrane transport. NCBI's taxonomy places the organism in Eukaryota, Metazoa, Chordata, Mammalia, Primates, Tarsiidae. The transcript has 10 exons. Gene Ontology annotation, molecular function: calcium ion binding; ATP transmembrane transporter activity.